AACAAAAGAUGUACUAACCCUGUUCAACAUUAUCACUGUCAAGGAGAAAGCAGUUACGGAGUUGAACUCAACCUGCCAGCUGAGAACACUGCACUUUGGCGUGAUAUGGAGACCUCUGGUAAAGCACCAGUUAAAUAUACAGAUGGGGUGAACGGAGAUUCCAAAGCAGCUGAAGCGGCCUCUUCUGGUCAGGACUCCGUCUCUUGCCUGGGAGGCGUGAGGUGUUCACUCCCACCAGUAUACCGGAAUGAGCUCGUCCAGCUUACCAAACUAGCGGGUCCAGUGGUCAUUUCCCAACUUAUGGUCUUCAUGAUCAGUUUCGUCAGCACGGUGUUCUGUGGUCACCUGGGGAAAACUGAACUUGCAGGAGUAUCGUUAUCAAUUGCGGUGGUUAAUGUCACAGGUAUUUCCAUUGGCAAUGGUUUGUCGUUAACCUGCGAUACCCUCAUCUCUCAGACGUAUGGGAGCGGUAACUUGAAGCGUGUGGGUGUGAUUCUCCAGAGGGGGAUUCUGAUUCUCCUGCUGGCCUGUUUCCCCUGCUGGGCCGUCCUCAUCAACACUGAACCCCUCCUACUCGCUAUCAAGCAGAACCCAGAAGUUGCCCGUCUUACCCAGCUGUAUGUGAAGAUCUUCAUGCCUGCACUGCCGGCUGCUUUUAUGUACCAUCUGCAAGGGAGGUAUCUUCAAAAUCAGGGAAUUAUAUGGCCUCAGGUUAUAACUGGAGCAAUUGGGAAUGUCUGCAACGCAAUCAUCAACUAUGUCUUCCUAUAUCAUCUGGAUUUGGGCAUUGCUGGAUCUGCAGCAGCCAACGCCAUCUCACAAUAUUUACUGGCUGUGGUCUUAUAUGUUUACAUCUGCUGGAGGGGUCUGCAUAAGGCUACAUGGGGAGGAUGGUCGCUUGACUGUCUGCAGGAGUGGGGACCCUUCAUCAAGUUGGCCAUCCCCAGUAUGCUCAUGCUUUGUCUGGAGUGGUGGUUGUUUGAAAUAGCAGGAUUCCUGGCUGGAGUGAUUGGUGAGGCGGAGCUGGGAGCUCAAUCUAUAGCAUAUGAGCUGGCAGUUAUAGCUUACAUGUUCCCACUAGGGUUCUCUGCCGCAGCCAGUGUACGGGUGGGGAACGCUCUUGGUGCAGGAAACAUAGAGCAGGCCAAGCUGUCUUGCAAGGUCCCCAUCGUUUGUGCAUUCAUCAUCGCAUGUUUUGUUGGAGGUAGUUUGGGCAUUGCCAGAAAUGUCGUUGGAUUCAUUUUCACCACGGAGCAAGACAUUUUACAGAGAGUGGCCGACGUCAUGGUUAUAUUUGCUUUCACACACGUUUGUGAUGCUGUUGCGGGUGUGACUGGAGGUGUUCUUAGAGGAGCAGGAAAACCGUUGAUUGGUGCUCUGUGUAACCUGGUGGGAUUCUACUUCAUUGGCUUUCCUAUUGGUGUGUCCCUAAUGUUUGCAGUAAAUAUGGGCAUCGUAGGACUGUGGACAGGACUUACCAUCUGUGUGUUAAUGCAGUCCAUUUUCUUUCUCACAUAUGUGUACAAACUUGAUUGGAAGAAGGCUUCUGAAGAGGCUCUUGUGAGAGCAGGAGUCCAGAUCAAAGAAGAAAAAGAGAUGGGCAGGAUGGAAAAUAAAGACUCGAAUCAGAACCAUGCUCAGGUCAGUACUACUGCAUCCAGUUGUGAGAGUGCUGAGGAGGACCACACAUACCAGGAGGUGCAUAUUGCGGACCAGAAUAAAUCCACUACGACUACGCUGGGAGAAGUUCUGUCAGUCACACAGCUGGUUUUACGGCGUGGCCUCGUAUUGCUGAUCAUGAUCAUCAUCCUCGUCGCUGGAAUCCUCAUCAACAACUUCGUCAUGAGGUUGAUGAAAUGAGUCCUCUGAUGAUGUAGAGUUGGCACUCAGACUCGUGGUUGUCCAUUAACAAUAUUUUCAUGUUGACAUGAAAUGACCUUGCAUUGUGACAGAGUUAUUCGCUCCGUUGAUCCCACUGAGGAUCAACGCUUGAAUCUGCAACCUUUCCAAAAUCUGUCAUGUAUAACUGGACAGCCACUCACAGAUCAUGUUUAACAAGUUGAUAAGGGAAUAUCUAGCAAGCCAAAGAGACUGAGAUAUUUUCUGAGAAGUUAGCUGAAUAAACUUGAACUGCACUGAAAUGUGGGUAUUAGGGCUUGGGGAAAAAAGGACUUUAAAAGUAUAGUCAUGUAGUGAAAUUUUGAUUAAAGUGGAUGCAGGCCUUCAUUUUUACCAUGAUUUUGCUUUGGAGUCAACUUGUGGUCCCUAGGGGGCGAUAAAUUGCAACUUUAACUAGGAGUUUGUUCACGCUUGUGACAAACGCUAUUCAGUGGCUCAGGUAGA
Messenger RNA from Scatophagus argus, 2343 nucleotides. Its product is annotated as multidrug and toxin extrusion protein 1-like. Gene Ontology annotation, biological process: xenobiotic detoxification by transmembrane export across the plasma membrane. Gene Ontology annotation, cellular component: membrane. Bases 106 to 1860 code for a protein of 584 amino acids. The record is from RefSeq and is a predicted model, not a curated record. The transcript is spliced from 16 exons. NCBI's taxonomy places the organism in Eukaryota, Metazoa, Chordata, Actinopteri, Scatophagidae. Gene Ontology annotation, molecular function: antiporter activity; xenobiotic transmembrane transporter activity.